Eimeria maxima is the source of this 654-nucleotide messenger RNA. RefSeq lists its product as hypothetical. The record is from RefSeq and is a predicted model, not a curated record. NCBI's taxonomy places the organism in Eukaryota, Apicomplexa, Conoidasida, Eucoccidiorida, Eimeriidae. The transcript has a single exon. The coding region runs from base 1 to 654 and encodes 217 amino acids.
AUGGGUGAUUCGGUGUUUGAAUCUUCAUCUUCUGAAGGUUUAUCUCAGUACCGCAAAGUGGGCACUCAACUCGUGGGUCUGUGGCGGCAGUACACCGCCGCCAGCGCGGCGUUGGGCCAUCUGCUUCGGGAUUACAACGUAACCCUGCGACAGGAGCAGCGGGUGGAGUUGGUAGAGCUGUUGCAGCGGAAGCAAAAAGCCGCAGCAGCAGCCCUGAAGCAGCAGCAGCAGCAGCAAAGAGGGAGGGGAUCUCGAGCGAGGGCCAUGUUGCCGCUUUGGUCUGGGGAGAAAGCGAGUUUGAACGAAAUAAAAGAACAGAUAAAGCGUUUAGAUGAAAAGAUGGGGAGCAUACCCGACUACAGACAGACGGAGAAAAACGCAUUUCUUGUUCGCCUAGGUACUUCGCCUGUCAACGUUUCCAAGGCCUUGACGGCCCCUUUUUCUUCUCUCUUCCACACAGCGCUUAGUUCCUACAAAACCCACCUCCACGAUCUUAAGAAAAAGUAUGACGCCCUCUUUUCCACCUUGGAGCAAAUCAAAUAUGCUGCCGCUGCGGCCCACGAACGGCGCGAGUUUAUCGGAAAAACCGCAGAACUUGAAAGCUUGUUCGACCCAGAUGCACCAACUACACUGAAAUUCCCUAAAACUCAAUAG